GUCUAUAUAGCUUGAAAAAUGACUGUGCUGCCACUUCUUACAUGCAAUUUGCUGCCAUUUAACCUUAGAUCUGUGCAUAUGGCACUUGCAGGCUUAAGAUCUAAUGUUGGAAAAAGGCACGCUGCCACUUAUUCUGAUAAGUUUAUAAUAUGGACUCAAGGAAAAGAAGAGAGGGGUAUUUUUUUCUGAUAGCAUUUCCCAAAAUUGUACUGGACGCCUCUUAAUUGAUUUUGUGCCUCACAAUUGUGUUAUUCUUUCUUCCAUUUCUUCUUCCAAUUUUCAGUGCUACACUUUUUCUCAGCUAAGAUGAUGUUCUCUUCACUCACUAGUUUCUUGAAAAUAGAUGUACAUAGAGUAAGAGCAUCCUUCUUUACAGCACCUGAUUUGUCUUCUACAUGAAAGCAUCUUCCUCAGUGCCAAGCAUUUACUUGAUAUAGUUCAAGUUUGAAUUAACUGUUGCCAGGUUUGUUGUAAAGCAAGACACAGGCAUUUAAUUGGAAGACAUAAUUAAUAAAGACAUGUAUUACCAGUUACUUUUUAAUCAGCAGUAAUAAAAUUACAUUGCCAAAGUUGCUUGGGGGAAGACGUUAUUGCAAAUUGUAUUAAAUACAUGGAAAUGCUUACGUUGUUAAAGAAUUUCAGUGCCAUGUUUUAUUAUAUAGAGAUUGUGUUAUAAAUAAUGCAUAGAGAUACAUAAAGGAGGGUGCUUUUAGAAAUACCUGGUAUUAUAUUAUCUGAUCUUUAAUACUUUUUUUUUUUUCCUAUGCUGCUGAUGUGAAUCUGAAUUAGCAGUACCACCUUCAUUGUUUUCACAUUCCCGGCUAUAAUAGAGUAUUAAGCAUCACCUGCAAAUAAAUAUGGUAUCCACAGUGUAGACUAACCAGAGAGCAGUAAAGGAUAGAGAUAGCACUCUUUGAUUUCAACAUAUCACUUGAAGAGUGUGAAUUUAUUUUAGUCUGUGUUUUGCAUGUAUGAUUGCACAAUGCCACAGUUCACAAGUACUUAAGAUAUCUGGAUAUCCUGCAAUAUAAAUAUCAAUACUAUUUUGUUGAGCUGAUUUUUAACACUUUGGCUUUGUUUUUACUCUGAGCACCGUACCACGAGGUUCAUCUUACAGGCAGUCAGUGUUAUUUUACAUUUUAGUCUCAAAUGUAUUUGAAUUUAUCUUACAAAAUAAAUUCCAGCUUCCAGUAGUAGUAAUAUACAAAUAGUCAACUGUAAGUACAGUACUUAAAGCAGUGUAUCAUCAGUGCUCGGUGCACUCAGUUGCAUGCACUUUCUGAAACUGUCUGAUAAAUCCAGAACAGCAAGUCUGAGCGUGUAGUCAUUUGUCACUGGGAGUCUAAUGUUAGUACUGACUUAGGAUUGACUUCUCUCCCGAUUUGGCCUUCUCCCUAUGACCUCAGAUCUGCAGCUAUUUCAGCUGACAUUUGAUAUUAAAACUUGGGCACAAACGCUUCUGACCCUUCUCCAUUCUGCACACCCCUGGAGCUGUGCCAAGCCCUGGUUUUGGUGCCUAGAACAGCGUUUUCAAGACCUCCGCACAAGGGCUCCUGGCAUGUGGGACUUGCAAAACAUUCCCCAAAGUUUGCGUGAGCCCUCGCAGCUGUUCCUGCGGAGAGCCUGACAACUUCCAUGGUUCGCCCCAGACCGGUUAAGGCCGAACGUGAGGAGGGUUCUGCGGCUCCUCACAGAUCCCCGACCCCGAGCCGCCGGCGCCCGCUGGAACCGGGCCGCGAGCUGAAGCCGCCCCGGGCGUUACCCGCUUGUCUGUUACGGCCAGAAGAGCCCGCCUCCCGCUGAACGCCUCCGACAGCGAUUGGCUUGCAGGGGGCUCGCUCGAAGGCAGCGAUUGGCUCGCGGACAGUGGGGCUGGGAGUGAUUGGCCGGCGGGAAAUGGCGGGCUUUUCCCCCUGUGGCGGUGAGCUGAGUAGAUGAACUGCCAAAAUGGCAGCCAGGAAUGAGACUCAGUUUGAAAAGUUAAUCGAUGAAGCUACAAGAAGAAAAGAUUUUGAAUUGCUAGAACAAUAUCUGGAAACAGAAGAGUGUGAAAAUGUUUCUCACAAAUGCAGCAAACAGUUUGUCAACAAACUAGACAAGCUUCUGUGUCAGGAGCUUGACAAACAAGAAUUCAAAACUAUUUCAACUUUACUAAAUUCUCUUUGGAAAUGUGGGGAAAAAAUCAGCAUAGCCGGCGAAGAUGGGCUCCCAGCAAUGAUAAAAUAUGGUCUUAUUGGAAAGAUAAGUAUAACCAUAAACCAUACAGGAACUUCUGAAAAAAUAUUAAUGAAGUAAUAUUUUAAUACUAUGUACAAUACAAAAUACAUAAGUAAUGCUUCAGUAUUGAACAGCUUAGUAUUCAAUUUAGGCUUUGAUUACCUUCUGAAUUGAGAAUUUCUUAUAAUUUCACAAUAAACAUUACUCAUUAAAAUGUUUUUAGACAACCAGGUCCUUGUAAAGUGAUACUGCUCUAUUAAAGUGGAAGUUUGGCAAAUUAUGCAAUAUAUAAUUACUUGCGAUAAUGUUUUUGAGUCAGGAAUUGUAAUUUUCUCAUGCAAUUUAGUUUUUUUUUUGGUGAAUACAACAAUAAUAUUGUAUCUGUUCUUUCAACAGAUUAUAGUCCUAUUCUGAUUAUUUUCUGUUAUUUAAAUGUGUACGGUAAAUAACUUAGGCAUUUGUAACUCAGUAUAUUAAAUAUACUUUGUAACUCAGUAUAUUAAAUAUACUGAAAAAAAAGAAAACCACCACUUCCUUAAUGCUUUAAUCAGAGAGUUCACUGAAGAAAGUUAAUGGCAAUGUCAGAAAGUGACUCUUAUUCAAUUGCCUACUGCUUUUUCCAGAAAAGUGGCAGUAACUUCCUGCUUCUGCUCACACCUGCAAACACUUUUUCAAUCAACCACCAUCCAUUGUUGGCUGUUUUGUCUUGUGACAGCAGUUGCAAAAGUAGAUCUCCAGGUUUUGUGUUAGAAAGCCACAGAAAUGACUUACUAACAGAUUUCAGGACUGAAACAACCUGAGUGUGAAAUUUCAGUCACUCUAAAGUGUGCUCAGGAUGGUAACUGUUGUUGUUGUUAUUUUAACCUUUGUAUAGUUUGUUUAAUUUUGUGUAAGUAUAAUACAAACUUGUCCUUUUUCAUGCAAUUAAAAUACCUUUGCUUUUAUUUUCUCUUUACAUGGUUAAUUGGUUUGAAAAGGUAAAAGGAAUUUUGAUCCUUAGAGGAAAUGAAAAUAAUAAAACCCUUACAACUCUGGCUGAAGAUUUCUUCAACGUAUUGCUGGCUGUAUAUGAUAGCAGACCUGAAGGUAAAAUGCAAAUGUUAGAAAAUUUUGUUUUGAGAACAUGUACCCUCAUUGCGGAUGUAAGAAUUAGUAUUUAUGUCCAGCAGGAGGUAGUAAGAAAACUUAAUUUAAUGCUUGACAACAUGCCUCGAGAUGCCAGGAAAAAGAUAUUUUCUACAAAGGAAAUGCUGCCUGUCAUGAGUGACAUGGGUAGGAGAAUUUUGGAUGCUGGAGACUAUGAUCUGCAAGUAGCCAUUACAGAAGCUUUAUGCAGAAUGAUACCUGAGAAACAAAGAAGGGAACUGGCAUGCCAAUGGUUUUCCAUGGAGUUUGUGUCCAAUGCAUUUAAAGGAAUUAAAGAUUCGGAGUUUGAAACAGACUGCAGAAAAUUUCUUAACCAGGUGAAUGGCAUGCUUGGAGACAAAAGAAGGGUUUUUACAUAUCCGUGCUUAUCAGCAGCUCUUGAUAAAUAUGAGCUACAGAUACCAUUAGAUGAAAAUCUUGAAGAAUUUUGGAUUGAUUUCAACAUUGGUAGUAGAAGUAUAUCUUUCUAUGUGGCAGCAGAUAAUGCAGAUCAUCAAUGGGAAACAGUCAUUAUACCAGAGGAAGAGGUAGUCCUGUACAACCUCGAAGAAAAAGAUUCAAAAAAAUUAUUAACGAUAGAUCUAAAAAGCCCGAUGAAUGUGGGUAAUCAAGAAGGAGAGAAAAUUUUUUUAAAUUUUGAUUCUAUCUUGGAAAUCAAAGAUGUAACCGGAAAGGUUUAUGGAUUAAGUAAAUGUAAGGUUCUGGUACCAGAAAGUCAGUUUUCACCACAUUUGGAAGAAAAAUCUGAAGAGGAGAAACUCAGUAAGUACAAAUCACAGCAACUUCCAGGGACACAAAGGACUCUUUGCACAAACAACAACCAAGAUAAACACAAAGGUAGUUCCUCCAAGAUAACCACAUCUUGUAAAAGGAAAGUGUCUGAAGCAUCAGUGCUUAUUCCUGGAACUACAAGAUUUCCCAUGCGGAGCCCACUGCUAUUCGUUAGUACAUCUACUCCUUGUAAAGGACGAUUUAAAUUACCUUUGAAAAUGAUGAGUUCUGCUGACAGGUCUAACAGUAAUGACAUAAAUGAGACCAGAACAAAAAAUGUCUAUAAAGAACCUACUGGAAAUGGGCAAAGACAUGUAUCAGAUAAUGAAUUUUUUGAAACAGAACAGAAUGUCAGGAAGUCAAAAAUCAGAGACGAGACAAAACUACCUGAAAAGGGAAAAUGUUAUGAAGAAGUUUUAAAAAACAUAGAAGAGGCAGAAAAUGGGGCCACCAGAAAGCAAGCCUUAGAUGAUGCACUAGAUAUUGUUCCUGAUUCUCAGCCAACAGGGAGAAGCAACAAACAUCUACUGCCUGGUCUUUUGGAAAGUUCUUCUGAUAAAAAAAGAACAUGGAAAAAAAGAGCGUGUUCUGUUCCUGAGAAUAAUAUAACAACUGGUAGCACGCAAAAGCUAAAUCUGUCAUCAGGACCUACAUCCCAUACAGGUUUUAACGAAAGAGAUGUGAAACAAAAUGUUUUUUAUUCAAUUUGUGGAAAUACCUUUCCAGAUAAACAAAUAAAUACAAAUAGAGAAAAACAGCAGCAAAAUGGAAUUCAAAUCACGAGGGAAGAAAACUGCAAAAUACUGAGUGGACAGUCAAAGAGUAUUAAUAAUUUGGAACUGAAACAGUUGAGUACAGAAAUUAAAAAUAUUUCAACUACUGCUGAAACAUUUAAAACAUUUCUUUCAGCUAGAGUGUCAGAAACAUCUUUGCAUUCUGAUUUUACAAAAUACAGCAAUACAGAAGAAGAAGCUGAUGUUCUCUCAGGAAAAGAGACUACAAAUAGUAAACAGUCGAAAAUGAAAACAAAGUCUAAAGAAAUGACAGAUGCAACAAAAUCACUAAUUAGUAAAAUCAGUGACAGAUAUAAAGAAAAGACUAAUGAGAAAAGCAAAACAAGAGACUCCUCAGGUUUCAACAGACCAUGUUUAAGUAAAUCUUGUUUCAGUGUUAAUAAGGAAAAAGUGCAGAAUAGAAGCUUAAAAACUACUACUUUCCUUGAUACAACUUCUGGUCAUACUGUGGAUGAUGUCUACAACUUUAACAUCAGUGGGUUUGAUGAGCCUACAAUAAAGAUCCAAGACUGUCAUGUUAAAGAACAGAACGUUCGUACAGAUCCAAAGAAAAAAGGGAAUCCAGAUGAAAUUAAAACUAGCACUGAAAUGAAAGCAGGAAAAAAAACUAGAAACAAUCGGGACAAGAAGCAUCUCUUCAGUGACACAGACACAGAAUACAGAGGUGAUGACAGCAAGACAGACAUCAGCUGGCUACAAGAAUCAAAAUCUAAACCCCAGUUAAUCGAUUAUAGUAGAAAUAAAAACUUAGGGAAAUCAAUAAUCGCAGGCAAAAAUAAAUUCUCUGAACCUGCUUGCCGGAUGGAUACAUCUAAAGGCAAAACAGCAAAAAAGAAAAAGGAAACUGAACGUAAAAAACAAGCUCCAAGACAAGACAACAUGAUAGAACAAACCUAUAGAACAAAACGACCUCGAAAAGCAGCAUUAGCAAAAAAUUACAAAGAGCCUUCCAGCUCAGAGGAGUCAGAGAGUGAAAGGGAGUAUUCAGCAUGUACCUCUAAGAAGGAGAAAUCAAAAAUACAGAAACCUAUGAAUGAGGAAAACAGAGAUCGUGAUCAGCAGAAGAAAUUCCAGAAUACUGUAUCUUUGGAGCCAAAGAUAGUAGUAGACUAUGUAAAUAAAGCAUAUAUUAAAUCAAAGAACUUUGAUGAAGAAAAGGAAAUUGAAAUGUCAUUACCUGAGAGUCCAGCAUCUCUUGAGACAAUGAGAGGUGCUGAGAGAUUAUCAGAGGGAGAUGUUACUCAAGAGCAUAUUUCUAUUGAAGGAUCACCAGGUCUUCAGGAGUCAACACCAAAAAACGAGGAAACAUUAAACUUUGGGAAAGGAAUCUCUCCUAAUAAUCUCUGUCCACAAAAUAAGAGUUUUCAAAACAUGUGUCUAAAUCAGUCCCCUGAAAUGACUGUUAAAAAGUUAACAGUUGGAAAUAAAAGUUUCUCGCCAGUUAUGACUGCAUCAUCUUUGCUCAACUUAACUCCAGUAACCCCAUAUAAAACUGUCAGUGGAAAACAUACAAAGGAAUCUGUAUCUGAAACAUGUGAUGCUAAUGAAAAUUUGAGUUUUGGACAUGGCUUUUCAGAUAAACUUUCUGUUGAAGGAAAGCUACAAGAUAUCACUAAACCUAUCAUCAAAAAUAAAAGAGAGGAACCAUCUCCAUUGUCUGUUUCCAGUGGAAGUAAAAUACAGUCUUGGAGUCAAGAAUGUUAUGGCCCUGUGCAUGAGUCAGGACCAACUAUACAUACAUUUCUGAAACGAAGGUACCAGAGUGAUACAGAAAGCCAUUCUGAUGAAGUAGAAACAAGCAAAAAGGAGGAAAAGAAAAGAACCAGAAGAACAAAGUUGCAGCCUAAAAAAUUAUUUAAAAAGGAUGACACGGUUACUUACAGAGUGUCUGAAAGCUUAUCUACUGCAUCUGUUUUGGGUGAGAAUGUCUGGGAACCUGGUUAUUCAACUCUAAGUAUGUGUCAGAAGUUCCAGAAAGAAUUUACUAAGAAAAUGGAGAGCCGUUCACAAAAAAUGGAUCAUUUUACAAAGCAAUCAUUAAGAGCUGCCCACCAGCAUUUAGCAACAAUGAAUUACCAGCUUCACGAAUGCAGGAUUAGACAGCUGGACAAAUUUCAUUUAGUUAUCCUUGAGGAAAUUGAAAAUUUUGAGAAAGAUUCUCAGUCCCUGAAAAACAUGGAAAAAGAAUUCUUGGCCUUUUGGAAAAAACAGAAGCAGACUUUAAGUACGUACCUGAAAAAUGAGCAACAGAGAUUUCAGAUCCUUAAAACAUCAUUUGAAAAGAACAUCUACCGUACCGUUGACUAUGAAGAACGUAUUUUUACUUCACAGAUGCAUCUUAUGAAAGAAGACAUGAAAGGACUCCAAGAGAAAUUUCUUAAAGAAAUGCAAGAAGAGGAACUGAUUAAUGUUCGCAGAGGAUUGCAGACAUUGUUUCUAUCAGAAGACCGAGAAUUCUAAAGUAAUAUUUUCAGACACUUUCCUGAAAUUUAAGCUGAAUAUAAAGUCAUUUUAAUGUAAAAUUUGACAACUAGAUUUAUUUAUUUUACAUAAGGAAAUAAUUGUAAUGAAAGUAUAUUUUCCUUAGUAAGAUUAAAGUCUUUUGAAUAAGACAUCUUUUAUUAGAGAGAUUUGGAAUUAUUUCACUGAAUAUGCUAAAAUGCAGUAUGUAAAUUUUUGGAUUUUUAGCAUAUGCUAUUUUGAAGAAGUCUUUAUUAACAUUUGUAUAGGUUAUUUAACUGACUUUUAGAGAAAUCACUUCAAAUUUCAUUUCAAAUCUAUGUUUUUGCUCUGUGUGUACAGAAUAUUUCUUUUGUCUGAUGCAGAAUACAGGCAAAUUAUUUAGGGUUCAAAUAGCAUGUGCUAAUCUCAGUCCUAUUCAUCUGUGAUACUUGAUUUCAGUAGAAGUUUCUACCAGAAAAUGACUGUAAACAUUUAUGGUUGAACUAAGUUGCAGAUAUUUGUAUUAAAUAUUUCAAUAAAAAUAUAUGCCGUCUGUCUUGUUUUUACAAAAUGGUGUUGUUACCAUUCUGCUUUAAAGUAGCAAUACUUUUUGCAUUUCAGUCACAGAAAACGUUGCUGAGCAAAUAUUUUGUGUUGGAUAAUAGUAAGAGGGUGUACUGCCUAUAGCUCAGAAAUGUCCUAUAUACUCAUAUUGUCUGUUCCAUGUGCAUAGGACAUCUUCUGAAAUCUAUGUCAUC
Molecule: messenger RNA, 8128 nt
Organism: Anas platyrhynchos (mallard)
Lineage: Eukaryota; Metazoa; Chordata; Aves; Anseriformes; Anatidae
Source: RefSeq, a predicted model, not a curated record